AUGGAGCUGUUUCCCAACGGGGGCUUCGUGCGGCUGCGCAGCCGUGCGCGGGACAAGUACGUCCACGCCGACGCGGACGCGAGCGGGGUCUCCCUGCGCCCGCUCGGCGCCGCGCCCUCUGUGAACGCGGUGUGGAAACCGGAGCAUUGGCCCGGCGAAGAGGACAUCUUCCUCCUCCAGGGCGCCGCCUACGGCCGGUACCUCGCGGUCUCGGACCAGGAUGCGCCGCCCGGCCACCGCGGCGUCCGCGCCGUCCAGCGCGACUACAACUCGCCGCACGUGGAUGCUCCCUUCAUGUGGACGGCCUUUAGGGUGGAUGCCGACCAGAACUACGUCCGCUUGCACAACCACCAGCGCUGGCUCCGCGCCAACGGCAGGCACCGCUACUGGAACAACGUCGUCACCGUCGAUACCAGGAACGGCAGCCUGACCACGAUGAUGCAGUGGAGGGUUGAGGCCAUCCCAGUGAGCCCGCAGCCGCUACCCCUUCUGCCUCCACCUCAACAACCUACGAUUCAUGUAAGCCGUGGCCUAUUCAAGCGGCGGGCCAAGGUGCAUCCAUUUGCGGGCCGGAUGAUCCGGCACGUGCAGAUGGACGAUGAUGGGUUUAUUCAUGACAAGCCUGAAUUCAACUUCAACGACUACUCCGUGUCCAACCUGAGGACCGAGCUGGCGCUCCGUCAGGGUGACGAGAACAUCACGUUGUGCCUGCGGGCCGGCAUAUAUGCGCUCGCAAUCCCGCUUAUCACAGACCUGCCUCAUAACACAGAUCCCCUGGACAUCAUAGUGGUCACCACCGGAUCACCAGGUUUUGAGAUGUUAGAAUACCCACAGUUUGAUGAGCCACCAGAACCGUAAAGGAGUACGGGGGCAGAGCUUCUAUUCAUCUUUGGGAAAAGCAUUGCUACCCCUGAUAUAUACAGUGACAUGAGAAUUGAUUGUUAUCUUUUGUUAAGAUAGUUUCAGAAAAAAAAAUCUGUAAUGGUGGUUAGAUUUGAUGCGAUCCACUGACCGGAUGCGGUUUCAGAUGACAUUUCAGUUUCAGAAACUUAAAAAUGCUGAAAGCAUUAUGUAGAAAUUUUGGUGAACGGCUUUGCAAGGAAACAUCGGCUGGAAGGAUCGGAAGCUCACCUUUGCGCAUAACAUAACCCUAUCAAUUUCAACCGGGACAUGAAAAUUGCUUCACUUGUGUGUUCAUAAUUGUUGAAGGUCUCCACAUGACUUUGUGAACUCAAUGCCCCCUUGAUAUAUGAUCGCAGCACCACGAAGCAGACUAUCUAGAUAGCACGCCUGAGAGGUUCAGCACUUCAGCUUCAGUGCUUGGGACUUAUUCUAGAUCUCUAGUACAGUA
Messenger RNA from Zea mays, 1351 nucleotides. RefSeq lists its product as uncharacterized. The record is from RefSeq and is a predicted model, not a curated record. The transcript has 3 exons. Lineage: Eukaryota; Viridiplantae; Streptophyta; Magnoliopsida; Poales; Poaceae. Bases 1 to 858 code for a protein of 285 amino acids.